Molecule: messenger RNA, 1140 nt
Organism: Penaeus vannamei (Pacific white shrimp)
Lineage: Eukaryota; Metazoa; Arthropoda; Malacostraca; Decapoda; Penaeidae
Source: RefSeq, a predicted model, not a curated record
AGUACCGCCAAGAAGAAGUGCACAGGUUCAUAGUGGACUGCAUGACCUCCGUGGCCACGCCUACUCUCCAGGCAAGUGCUCUGGCUGACCUCCUCGUCGCUGCUGACCUCCGUGGCCACUUCACCCACGGACUCAAUAGAUUAGAAAUGUACGUAAACGACAUGGUGAAGAAGGUGUGUGCCGGGGACGCCACGCCCGUUAUCAUAAAGGAAAGUGUCUCAACAGCCUUGGUAGACGGAAAGAACGGCUUGGGUCCCGUUGUGGGUAAUUUCUGCAUGGACCUCGCCAUCCAGAAGGCUAAGCAGACCGGGGUUGGUUGGGUCUGUGCCAAAGGCAGCAACCACUACGGAAUAGCUGGCUGGUAUGCAAUGACGGCCUCCAAACAAGGACUCAUGGGAAUGAGUUUCACAAACACGUCAUCGCUCGUCGUCCCAACACGAGGCAAAAAGGACUGUGCUAUACGAACAAACCCCAUUGCCCUGGCUGCCCCGGGAGAGAAAGGGGACGACUUCGUUCUCGAUAUGGCCACCAGCGUCGUCUCUGGCGGGAAGGUGGAGGUGGCGUGCGUGAAGGGCGAGGACGUCCCUGCGGGCUGGGCGCUGGACAGGGACGGAGCCCCGACCACGAACGCCGAGAGGGCGCUGGACGGCUACCUGCUCCCCCUCGGAGGCGACGAGACCCACUCGGGCUACAAGGGCUUCGGUCUCGGCAUGAUGGUCGAGAUCUUCUGCGGCAUUCUGACCGGAGCUCCAUACGGGUCCAACAUCCGGGACUGGACCAGGACAGACCGACCAGCUGACCUGAGCCAAUGCUUCGUCGCAGUUGACCCGUCCUUCUUUGCACCGGGUUUCGAAGGCCGCAUGACAGACCUCAUGAACCACUGUCGCAACAUGGAACCGGAAGCCCCACAGAAGCCCGUCCUAGUAGCAGGAGACCCGGAGCGACUGCACAUGCGCAAGGUGGAGCAAGAAGGUGGAAUCACGUAUCACAUCAACCAGAUUAAUAACUUGUGGAAGUUGGCAAAGUAUCUCGACGUCACUCCAUUGCAGCCUUGAAUGGGGUAACCGAGCUCGAUUUUUGAGAAGCGAUCCCGUGUCACUGACAAGCCCUUUCAUCACUGGAUAUAUGAAUAAACAAGGC